AUCUAGAAGAAAAAAAUCCGACGUUUACUCUGUCAAGUAUUUAUUAAAUAAAUUUAUUUUGAUAAAGUUCACAUUUACAUAUUUCGAUAAGAUUCCAAAAGAAAACUAACCAGUUUAAGUUCGAUACAGAAUCUACCUUACUUGACAUAAUUUACUGGCGAUGUGAAGCGGGAGUCGAUGUUUGUGGCUCCCGAUGCCGUUGAGCACAUGUUCAAGCGGGCUUAUCGUGACAGCGCUGGUGGCACUGCUUUUUCUACCAGCGCAGUAUUACGUACCAGACUUGUACUCCAAGUCCGAGGAGGAAUUCGAAACACCACAGACUCCCACUGUUUCCCCGCCAACAAACGCUUGGUUCGACCUUGCAUUCACUCAUUUUCCCCCUCUAGACAUAUUUUUUACACUCGUACUAUUGAUGUCAGCCUUCCUUACGUAUAUAUGCGAAUGGAUUCAAAGGAAAAUAAUGGAAAGAAGAAUAGUCAAGUUGAACCAGUACUUGUUUGCGAGCGUGGAGCGUCUCCGCGAGUGGGACGCCCGCCACGAACAGCUGGAAGCGACUCUGAAGAUGGUCCAGAACGCCACCGCGGAGUACAACCUACUCAUGUACUUACUCCUGCGGAAGCACCGCUGCUUGGCCGCGCACACAGGUCCCCCCUCCAACUGCUUCUUCGAUAAGGAGUUCGAGGAUGACCUUUUUUUAAGGAGCCCUACGGUCGAGCAGCCAGCGCUGUGACGAGCUGUAUUAUAUUUAAUAUUUCUGAUUCGUGUUUGAUUGUUGAAUAUACUUAUA
Achroia grisella is the source of this 787-nucleotide messenger RNA. RefSeq lists its product as uncharacterized. The record is from RefSeq and is a predicted model, not a curated record. NCBI's taxonomy places the organism in Eukaryota, Metazoa, Arthropoda, Insecta, Lepidoptera, Pyralidae. The transcript is spliced from 2 exons. Bases 194 to 730 code for a protein of 178 amino acids.